CUAAGAGUAGCAUAGGAAACCAGUUGUACUAAAUUAACUAAAGAAAAGCAAGAAGAAAUUUAAUGUUUGUCUCCUGUAGAGCUUAGUUAUUACAGUAAUAGCAAUGUCUAAACGUAAAAAGAGCGCAGCUUUGAUAGACUCAGAUAGUGACGAAAGUGGAAGCGGCGGCGAAGAUUUAGAUGAAGGUCUUCGUGCUUUAGUGAAGAGGAGAAGAGCCAGCUCAGAAUCUCACUCAGAUGCCAAGGCUAAAGCAAGUGCUGCACAAAGUGACUCAGACUCUGAGACCUCUAACAGUGAUGAUGAUUGGACAGUUAAUGGUAAAAAUGGUGCCAAAAAGAAAAAAACUAAGAAAAAGGUUACUAAAAAGUUGACAGCUUUGUCUUCCUCUGAUGGUGAGGGUGAAGAAGAGGCAAAGAAAUCAGAGUCUGAGCCUGAAGAAGGUGAAGUCUCAGAUUCAGGAAGUGAUGACUCUGACUCAGAUGAAGAUAAAUUUCAUGAUGGUUAUGACGAGAAUCUUAUUGGAGAUGAUGAAGAUAAAAAACGACUUGAGGCCAUGACAGAGAAAGAAAGAGAGCAGGAGCUUUUUAAUCGAAUGGAGCGUCGUGCUGCAUUGAAAAAAAGAUUUGAAAUCCAAAAGAAACUAAAGAAAGCCAAAAAAGAACAGAAGAAAAACAAACCAUUUUCAGAUCAAAGUCUUCCCACUGUCAGUGAAAGAAGCAAAGAACGACGUAAACACAUUGAACAACGCAAAGACAACAAAAAAACAUCAGCUUUCCUUGACUUAAAAGCAAAGAGAGAAGAGCAGAAGAAGAAAGCUGAACAGAUUCAGGCACAAAAGAAGAUUAAGGCCAGUGACAUAUACAGUGAUGAUGAUGACGAUGAUAACAGUAGUGAAGAUGAUAAAAGUGAUAAAGAAGAGCGUAAAAAAGAAACAAAGGAGCGUGAAAGAGAGAGAGAGAGGGAAAGAGAGCGAGAGAGGGAUAGAGAAAGAGAGAGAGAUAGAGAUAGAGAUCGUGGGAGAGAUGUUGAUGCUCGAGAUUCAAGUUCUGAAGCUAGUGACAGGUCUUCAUCCAGAUCAGAAUCAGAAGAGGAAGUUAGUCGACCAAAGAAUAAGAGAAUAAAGUACAUAACAAAUAAAGAGGAGUUGAGUAGAAUACGAUUGUCAAGAAAUAAAGUGGAAAGGUGGUGUCAUAUGCCAUAUUUUAAAAAGGUUGUCUUAGGCUGUUUUGUACGAAUAGGCAUUGGAAAUCAUGAAGGAAGGCCUGUUUAUAGGGUAGCUGAAAUUGUUGAUGUUGUAGAGACUGCAAAAGUUUACCAAUUGGGUAAAACAAGAACAAAUAAAGGACUUAAAUUGAAACAUGGAGGUGCUGAACGGGUAUAUCGACUUGAAUUUGUUUCUAACCAAGACUUCACAGACACAGAGUUUAACAAAUGGAAAGAAACAAUGGAACUUGGUCACCAUCAGUUACCCACACUUGAUGAUAUCUCUAGAAAGGAAGAUGACAUCAAGCAGGCAUUUGAAUACAAGAUCAAAGACAAGGAUAUAGAAGAGAUUGUUGCAGAAAAGCAAAAAUUUAGGAAAAACCCACAUAACUAUGCUGUACGAAAAGCAUCAUUAAUGAAAUCUAAGGAACAAGCAGAUCUGGAUGGUAAUCAAGAGCAGUCAUUAAAACUAGCCCAAGAACUUGAAGACCUAGAAGAACGAGCGACAGAGCUUGACAGGCGACGUACUUCAAAUAUUAACUCAAUUAGUUACAUCAACCAGAGAAAUCGUGAUAGAAAUUUAGUGGAAGCAGAGAAUGCACUGAAAGCUGAAGUUGCGGAGAUGAGAAAUGCUACAGCUGAUCCUUUUACUAGGAGACAUUGUAGACCUACAUUAGUUACAAGGACCCAUGAAACCAAAAGUGGCAAAAAGCCAGAAGAGAUAGCCAAAGAGAAGGUAUCAAUGCCACCACCAGACAGUCUUAGCAUUUCAUUGCCAGUAAUAAAAUCUAUUCAUGAUACAUCCAUUGAUAAAACUGAUGGUUCAGAGCGGAGAUUAUCUGAAGAUCUAUUUGCUGUUCAUGAUUUUGAUAUAAAAAUAGAUUUAGAUGUCCCAUCUGGAGGUACCCAAGUAGUUGUUCCCACCACACCUCUACACACACCCAGAGAAGCAGCCCCUCGUAGGUCUCUAAACCUAGAAGAUUACAAGAAAAGAAGGGGACUAAUGUAGUAUUAAAUUUAUGACAUUUAAAUUUGAUGACAAAACAGUUUUGCACUGAUAACUUCAGUCUUACACCAGUUCCCCUAUCAAAGAUCUGUUGGCUGUGUGCUGUUCCGUCAGUAGAUAGAUGUGUGGUGCACAUCACUAUUCCAUUAGGGCAGAUCUUACAGAAGGCUAGAUGUGAGACGGAUGUAGAAACUAGGUUGUCUUGUUUCAUAAUGCAAACUUUAUCCAUUUAAAUGUAAAUGAUGUGUUCCUAGGUCAUGUGUUUAGGAUUUAAAUAUUCUUAUUGUAUUCAUUAACACCCAAUGAAAUGUAUACAUUUAGUAAUGUAAAGACUAUUUUUAUAAAGCAACACAAUUUAAUAAAAUUGUUUUAGCAUCCAUAUUAAUGUAAUAUAGGGAACAGUUGUUUCUCUGGAUGUGACAGAUUACAUACUUAGAAAAUAAGUUGUAUUUUGAUUUAAAUUAAAAACCAUAACAAGGAAGUUUUUUGUUUACUUAAUAUGGACAUUCGGUAUUUCAAAACAUCAUAUUUUUCAUUACAUUGCCAUCUAAAUGAAUUUGAAUGAGCUUGUAUUUUCUCUCCCAUGUACAUAAACAUUGCAUUGUUCAUGUCUAUAACCCAUACACUUAGUCAAUAAGCCACUCAUUUCUUGUCUCAGUGUGUCAUAUUGUAAAAAUUGUCUACAUGUGAAAUGAUAUUUAUGUAAUUAUUUUUACAAAACAUUAAAUGACAUGAAAAUUU
This is a messenger RNA of Physella acuta, 2950 nucleotides long. Its product is annotated as RNA polymerase-associated protein RTF1 homolog. Gene Ontology annotation, molecular function: RNA polymerase II C-terminal domain phosphoserine binding; DNA binding. NCBI's taxonomy places the organism in Eukaryota, Metazoa, Mollusca, Gastropoda, Physidae. The record is from RefSeq and is a predicted model, not a curated record. Gene Ontology annotation, cellular component: Cdc73/Paf1 complex.